AGCCCGGACCCGGCGUGUCAGCAGCAGCGAGCUGGAUUUGCACUCGGCAACAAAAGAGCUAAUUUUAAACAGUUUGCGAAACUUUGUCGAGGACAGUAUUUCGGGGGGACUUUAUCACAGUGAUGACACCAAUGAGGAAGAGGAAGGAGGUGGUGAAGAAGAUGAUGAUGAUGAUGAUGACGUUGACGUCAUGCAGUUAGCUGGACUUCAGCCCCGCAGAUAGAACCGGAUCCGGGACAGAAAGAGACACCAUGCCGCGGAGGAAACAGUCCAACCCGCAGCCGGUCAAAUUGGAUUCUGAGGACGGGGAGGGGGUGUGUGAGCCCGGCUGCCUCGUUCUGGAGAGCGACUUCCUGCUGAGCGGGGAGCUGGAGUUUGGAGACUCUGACAUUAUGGGGCUGGAUAGAGAGUCCGGCAUGACGGUGUUUUCUCUGAGCGUGGAGGAGGAUCCCUCGGCUCCGACAGACUCCACCUUCCCAGCGUUCCUCUCCUGUCGAGGCUGUGGUCAGCUGCUGGGAGACACUCCUCUGGGAGCAGGGUUGGAUCUAGGUGUGGGUCUGGACCUGGGGGCGGAGCUCUACUGUCUCACCUGUGAUGGCCUGCAGCAGGGCGCCUCCUCUCAGGUGGAGGAGUCGAGCGGGGACUCGGACAGUAAGAGGAGGAAGGCGACGGAGGACGCUCCCAAACUGUUCUCCUGCUCGCUGUGCACCUUCACCUCGCGCUACUCCAACCACCUGAAGCGCCACAUGAGGACGCACGACGGCCACAAGCCCUACCGCUGCCCCGUGUGCGACUACGCCUCGGCUCAGCUGGUGAAUCUGCAGCGACACGCCCGCACACACACCGGGGAGAAACCCUACCGCUGCCCCGUCUGCGAGUACGCAUGCAGCUCGCUGGGGAACCUGCGCAGGCACCAGCGCAUGCACAACCAGGAGAGGAAGGAGAAGAGGGAGAAGGAGAAGAGGAGAGGCCGCAGGAAAAAGGCUGAAAGUGAACAAGUGAUCUCAGAGCUGACGUUCCUCCAGACGUUGGGAGGUCUGGGCUCUCCCUCCGCCCCGCUCCCAGUGCUUCUUUUCCCCCUGUGCUGCCAGAUGUGUGGCCUCACCCUGGAGGAGUCUGACCUGGAGGGGGACAAAGCUGAGGGCGACGGGGAGGGCGACGCAGCACAGGUGUGUCGUCGCUGCUCGCUGCUCUCCAAAGACUCCUCGGGGUCUCGUGGUCGCUCUCGAGGCUCCAAGCUGUACGGCUGCCCUCACUGCCCCUUCCUCUCUCACUACCCCAACCACCUGGCCCGCCACGCACACACACACUCCUCGGAGAAGCCCCACCGCUGCCCCCACUGCUCCUACACCUCCUCGCACCCCGACAACCUGAAGAGGCACCUGCGCGUUCACACGGGAGAGAAACCGUACGAGUGCCCGUCCUGCAGCUACGCCUGCGGGAACCUGGCCAACCUGCGGAGGCACGAGAGGAUCCACUCGGGAGCAAAACCUUUUCACUGCGGGGUGUGCGGAUACUCCUGCAACCAGAGCAUGAACCUGAAGAGGCACAUGCUGCGGCACACGGGAGAGAAACCCUACGCCUGCGCAGAGUGUGACUACACCACGGGACACUGGGACAACUACAAGAGACACCAGAGGAAACACGGACACAACACGGACAGCUGGGACAAACACACACCUGGAGACAGUCUCCGCUGGGGAGGAGAGGCCGGAGAGGAACACAGAGAGAGAGAGUGUGUGUGAGAGGAAGUGUGUGUGUGUGUGUGUG
Trematomus bernacchii (emerald rockcod) is the source of this 1770-nucleotide messenger RNA. RefSeq names its product zinc finger protein 513-like. The record is from RefSeq and is a predicted model, not a curated record. Gene Ontology annotation, biological process: regulation of transcription by RNA polymerase II. Gene Ontology annotation, molecular function: DNA-binding transcription factor activity; RNA polymerase II cis-regulatory region sequence-specific DNA binding. NCBI's taxonomy places the organism in Eukaryota, Metazoa, Chordata, Actinopteri, Perciformes, Nototheniidae. The transcript is spliced from 7 exons. The coding region runs from base 252 to 1745 and encodes 497 amino acids.